This is a messenger RNA of Cyphellophora attinorum, 852 nucleotides long. Its product is annotated as 3-oxoacyl-[acyl-carrier-protein] FabG. Gene Ontology annotation, molecular function: oxidoreductase activity, acting on the CH-OH group of donors, NAD or NADP as acceptor. Gene Ontology annotation, cellular component: cytoplasm. The record is from RefSeq and is a predicted model, not a curated record. Lineage: Eukaryota; Fungi; Ascomycota; Eurotiomycetes; Chaetothyriales; Cyphellophoraceae. The transcript has a single exon. Bases 1 to 852 code for a protein of 283 amino acids.
AUGAUCAUGAGCACAAAGGAGAGCCGGCGGGUGGUGAUAGUCACAGGUGGCGCUUCAGGCAUUGGCCUGGGCAUGGUGAACUACUUUGGUAGCAAAGGUGACCACGUUGCUGUCUUUGACAUCCACGCUGAGGCACCCGCCGGCCUGCUCGACGAACUCACCACAACCCACACAAAAGCCAACUUCUCGUACUACCAAUGUGACGUCUCAGACUGGGAUUCCGUCUCAUCAGCCUUCAAAGGCCUUUAUACCACCUGUGGGCACAUCGACGUUGUGAUGGGCAACGCCGGAAUCUCACGCGAAGAGUCACUCAUUCCCACCACCAUUCCAACCAUUUCAGAACCAUUCGAGCCCACGAAACCAAAGCUACGCACCAUGGACGUCAACAUGACCGGCGCUCUGUACACCACGAAACUCGCCAUCCAUUAUCUCCUUCUCAACACACCCUCUCCCACCACAGGCUCACGCGGCAGCAUCGUCCUUACCGCCUCCAACGCCGGCAUCUACGCCUUCCCAGUCGCGCCACUCUACGCUGCAUGCAAAGCCGCUCUGGUGAACCUCACUCGCUCCCUAGGGCCCGCACUACUCCCGCACCACAUCCAGAUCAACGCAUUAGCGCCCGCGGUGCUAGAAACCAACAUCGCACCAUCAAAGGAUCUGUUCCAGGGCAUGAAGAUGACCCCGAUGAGCACGCUGGUCAUGGCGGUGGACGGGCUGGUGGAGGAUGUGAAGCGUACGGCGCAGAUUGUGGAGGUGCAUGGGGACAAGGCUACGGUGAGAGAGGUGUAUGGUUAUGUGGAUGAGGAUAGUGAGUUCAAUUUGAAGAGGUUUUGGACUUUGGGGUAUGCUUAG